This is a messenger RNA of Ylistrum balloti, 1293 nucleotides long. Its product is annotated as L-rhamnonate dehydratase-like. Lineage: Eukaryota; Metazoa; Mollusca; Bivalvia; Pectinida; Pectinidae. The transcript has a single exon. Gene Ontology annotation, molecular function: magnesium ion binding; hydro-lyase activity. The record is from RefSeq and is a predicted model, not a curated record. Bases 13 to 1293 code for a protein of 426 amino acids. Gene Ontology annotation, biological process: carbohydrate catabolic process; amino acid catabolic process.
AGUAAAACCACCAUGAGUCGAUCUUUCCCUCGAAUCAAAGCUGUCCGAGCGUAUAUAUCGGAAGCUAAAUCCGGAGACCAGGGAGCAGACUGUCAUGAUGUUGAUGACAAACACUGGAUCAAUGGCUAUCCCUUACCAGUGGCGAACCCAAUGUCAGUUUAUCCACAAUACGCACCAUUUAGAAAGUCUUGGGGCAUCAACGCCCUUGGAACGAUGGUUGUCGAAGUAGAGGCCGAUAACGGCGAGUGCGGGGUCGGAAUCACCAUCGGAGGAGAACCAGGAUGUUACAUUGUGGAGAAGCACCUAAGUCGAUUUGUUGAAGGUCAGGAUCCGAGAAAUGUGGAGUUGAUGUGGGACCAGAUGUUCCGUGCCACUCUGAAUUACGGCAGGAAAGGACUACCAAUUCAGGCUAUCAGUGCUGUGGACCUGGCUCUGUGGGAUUUACUCGGUAAACUCCGAGGGGAACCUGUGUAUGCCUUGCUUGGAGGGAAAGUGAAGGAACGACUUCCGGUUUACUGUACGACUGCUCGUCCCGACAUCGCUAAGGAGUUGGGAUUUGUCGCAUCGAAAAUCCCUUGUCCUUAUGGUCCAACUGCGGGAGAGGAAGGCUUCAAGAAAAAUGUGGAGUUUUUCAAAGGAUGGCGCGAAAAGGUUGGUCCUGACUUUCCGCUAAUGCUUGAUUGUUAUAUGGCCUUGACCCCAACAUAUACUGUAAGAUUAGCGAAGGAACUGGAACCUCACGGGCUCAAGUGGAUCGAGGAGUUCCUUCCACCAGACGAUUAUCAGGGAUAUGAAGACGUUCGAAAAGCCAUGAUGGGAUCGAAAGUCCUACUCACUACUGGAGAACAUGAAUACAGUCGCCACGGAUACCAGCUACUUUUGAAUUCCCGUUGUGUGGACAUUUUACAGCCAGAUAUCAGUUGGCUUGGUGGGAUCACCGAGGCUCGUCGUGUAGUGGCUAUGGCGUCUGCCCACAACACCAUGGUCAUACCACACGGCUCUAGCAUCUACUCCUAUCAUCUUCAAAUCGCCUUCUGUAACUGCCCUAUAGCAGAAUUUAUUAAUCUAAGCCCCGGUGGCGACAAAAUCGUGCCGUAUUUUGGAGGGUUAUUUCCAGACGAGCCACUUCCGGCUAACGGUUUCAUUGACAUUCCAGACAAACCCGGAUUCGGUGUGACUUUGUGUAAGGAUACACUACGGAGGCCUUACCAAAGGAGUGAGGACGAAAGUCGUAAACAGGCAGAACUGAACAUUAACUUUAAACCUACCGAGAAAGCGUUUAUGCCUUUCUAG